UGCAAACUCCAUACAGAAAGGUCCCAGCUGGGAUUCGAACCGGGGCCUUCUUGCUGUGAGGAAAGAGCGCUAACCACUGUGCCACCGUGCAGCCCUCAAUUGUUUAUCAUUUUUAGGAAAUUCUAUAUUCACAAAUAUAACAACCUAUUUUAAUUUAUUUUAUCUGGACCUUAAAUCAUAUUAUAAAAUGAUCUGAACAUCUGAAGGCGUCAAGAACAUUUAAUAUUUUAAAAGAACUGCAUAUUUUUGUUUUAUUUUUUUAGUUUACACAUAUAUGUUGUAUCCUCCUGGUUUGUUCAUGCUGUUGCACUUUACUUGUAGCGUCUUCUGUUAACUAUUGUGGAGAAAAAAAGUACACAACUGAAUGUGAACAUGUUUAAAUCGAAAGAAUGUUCAAUAAAGUUUAUGAAAAAAAAAGAAAAAAAAUCCAUGUGUAUGACGUCUGCGUUUUUCAUUGGACGGCUUCGCGUGAUGCAUCAUGGGAAUGUAAACAGAACCGGGUAGCUAGCAGCGUUAGCUUCCCUGCAGAGGAGGACGGAGUUUGGCGUGAAUAUCGGAGCGGCAGCAGUGAAAAUGUCUGCGGUUCAGUCUCUCCGAGAGUUUAUCGGUGAGAGGUUAACCGCUGCCGCCGAAGAAAUCUUCAUUCAUGUGGAGAAAACCAUCUUUAAGCUGGAGGAGGAGCUCCUCCGUCAGCGCAGACUGAUGGAUGUGAUGAUGAAACCUCAGGUCCAAGCGGAAACCAUAGUUCUCCCCCAGUGUUACCUGAGGAACCAAGAGAGGAACUCCAAUUUGAAGCAGGAGGAAGCAGAACCUCCACAGAUGAAGGAACAAAAGGAGGAGGUCUGGAUCAGCCAGAAUGAAGAUCAGCUCCGUCUGAAGCAGGAAGACGAUAUCUUGAUGGUGACUCUUUGUGAGGAAAAUGAGCUCAGAGAAGAAGAUCUCAACAGUCAGCAGCUCCAAACUCAGAGCUUUAAUGAUGGUCAGGAUGAAGACCAACGGGAAGCAUCAACUACAGAUGGAGAGACAGAACUUCAGGGCAGCAGAAAUGUCAAAUGUUAUGUCCAGAAUGAGGAAAGCUCUCACAGAACCCAGACAAAAAAGAGAUACUUUUGUAAAGAAUGUGAAAAAAGUUACACCACCGCGCGGAGUUUGAAUCAUCACAUGAAAAUCCACACCGGGAAAAAGUCUCAUCCCUGCACAGAAUGUGACAAAAGUUUUAGUCAAAGCUCCGACCUCACACGCCACAUGAGGACUCACACGGGAGCGAAGCCCUUCACCUGCAGCGUCUGUGGCAAAGGUUUCAGCCAAGGCGUUAACUUGACAAACCAUGUGAGGAUCCACGCGGGAGAACGACCUUUUUCCUGCAAGGAGUGCAGCAGGAGUUUUAAUCACAGUUCUCACCUCACUCGUCACAUGAUCAUUCACACUGGAGAAAAGCCCUUUUCCUGUCAACUGUGUGGUAAAAGGUUUAGUCAGAGAUAUGCUCUCAAACGCCACAUAAAAACCAACGAAGAGAAGAUGUUUUCUUGUAAGAUCUCAGAGUUGCAGGUCAAGAGAGCUCCUAAAUGAACAUGUAAUGAAAGACACUGGCAGCUUUGUUUAGGCAGCAGUCAAAUGUAUAUUGUAGUAAUACAAUUAUUAUGCUGCAUUCACACCAAACAGAUCUUGUGUGUCAGUUUUGUGUCGGCUGGCGGCUCUUUUGGUGAGUGUCAAAUUAGCUAAAAUGUUGUACUAAAAUGUUCAAAAGUUCUUCACCAUGGAAAACACGGACGAUGUUGACAUGCCGAAAGUGCUGGGCUAUAUGAAAAAAAAGGUUAUAUCCCGGUUUAAAUUAUCUGAUAUCACAAUAACAAUAUCUAUCACGAUAUAAAGCAAUAAAGUAUAUUUUCAGUUAUUAAAAAAAAGCUCUCGCUAGUUUUACUUUGAAAACAGGAAGCUUCACUGUCACUUUAUUUUGAAGAUUUGUUUAUUUAUGGUGACAGUAGCCCCACUCAUUCGGCUUAUUAUUAUUAUUCAUAAUUAUGUUAAAAAUUUGAAUGAAUGAAUGAAUGAAAUGGUUUAUUUCAAGCAACCACGAAUAAUACUUGAAAAAAACACAUCACAUUGAAUUACAUCUAGAUUGCUUGAAAGAGAGUGAGAGGAAACGAACUUAUAUAUUCCCACCCCGACUCGACCAUACCAUUUUCUCUACAUGAAUUAUUAUUCAUUAGUGCAUGGCAUUAACUUCCGUAGCUACGCCGAUGACACCCAGCUUUAUGUUCGUCUCCUGACGAACCUACUGCAACAAACAAACUUUUAAAUUGCAUUAAUGAUAUUAAAGACUGGAUGGCAGCAAUUUUUUUUAAAGCUUAACAAAGACAAAACAGAGAUAAAGAUCAUUGGUCCGAAAGCUGACAGAGAGAGAGCCAGACUGAAAUGUCAAAACUUUGGCAUGGAUGUGACACGCUCAGCUAAAAACCUUGGAGUAAUCUUUGAUGCUGAUCUCAAUUUUAAGCUGCAUAUUUUAAAUGCAACAAAGACUGCAUUCUUUCAUUUAAAAAAUAUUGCCAAGGUACUACCCUUCCUUUGAAGAUUUAGUGGUGAUUUUUUAAUCCACGAAGGCUUGAUUAUUGUAAUGCUCUUUUAACUGGACUGUCAACAAGUUACAACUUAUUCAAAAUUCAGCUGCACGUCUCCUAACCAACACCAGAAGAAGAGCUCAUAUCACUCCUGUCCUCAAGUCCCUGCACUGUCUGCCUGUCAGCUUUAGGAUAGAUUUUAAAAUUAUUCUUUUAGUUUUUAAAUGUCUUAAUGGUUCAGGUCCUUUAUGUUUACUAGAUCUCCUUAGUCCACAUGAACCACCAAGAGCUCUCAGAUCCUCAGGCUCUACGACAUUAAUCAUCCCUAGAACUCGGACCAAGACCUAUGGCGAGGCUUCUUUUCAGUGUCUUGGUCCUCGCCUGUGGAUCUGAGAGCCUGUACAACUGUGGAGAUUUUUAAAAACAAAUUAAAAACGCACCUUUUUAGUAAGCUUUUAAUGACUCACUUUAAACUUUUUAGAGUUUAUAUUGUUUUAAUAUUUUAUUUUAAUGAUGUGGCUAGUCUUGGUUUUAACCUAUGAUUAACUGAUGCUAGAUUUUAUUUGUUUCUACAUAAUGCUGUUCUUGUCCUAAUGAGGUGGAUAUUUCUGAUUUCUGUCUUGUGGUUUCUUGCUGAAAUAUGUUUUUCUUUUUAAUUUGUUUUUAACUUGUAAAGCACUUUGGGCUGUACAGAAGUACAUGAAAAGCGCUUAACAAAUAAAGUUUGAUUGAUUGAUCAAUA
Molecule: messenger RNA, 3300 nt
Organism: Oryzias melastigma (Indian medaka)
Lineage: Eukaryota; Metazoa; Chordata; Actinopteri; Beloniformes; Adrianichthyidae
Product: zinc finger protein 519-like
Exons: 2
Coding region: 574-1569 (331 amino acids)
Biological process (GO): regulation of transcription by RNA polymerase II
Molecular function (GO): DNA-binding transcription factor activity; RNA polymerase II cis-regulatory region sequence-specific DNA binding
Source: RefSeq, a predicted model, not a curated record